Molecule: messenger RNA, 3264 nt
Organism: Bactrocera dorsalis (oriental fruit fly)
Lineage: Eukaryota; Metazoa; Arthropoda; Insecta; Diptera; Tephritidae
Gene: FIG4
Product: polyphosphoinositide phosphatase
Exons: 3
Coding region: 127-2724 (865 amino acids)
Biological process (GO): phosphatidylinositol dephosphorylation
Cellular component (GO): intracellular membrane-bounded organelle
Molecular function (GO): phosphatidylinositol-3,5-bisphosphate 5-phosphatase activity
Source: RefSeq, a predicted model, not a curated record
AAAAAUAAUAGUCAGCUGAGAUAACUUUUGUUAUGGUUUAGUAAUUUGUUUAGUCAUCACAAAGAAAUGAAAUUUAUUUAUAAUAUUCAUGAAAAUUGCUAAAAUAGCUGCAGUUAAAGCCAUAAAAUGAAUAACACUAAUCCAAAUAUAUUUUUUAAUCCACUUAUUAGUGGCAUACAAAAGGUGGUACUCUACGAAACGCGCACUCGCCUCUACCUUGUUGGCAGCAAUAAUCGGGAAACGCGUUUUCGCAUGCUUACAAUUGAUCGCACACAACAUGAUCGUGUUGCCAUCGAUGAAAAUCCCAACGAGCUGAAUGCGUUGGAAAUACGCAGAUUCCUCAUUUCACUCGGUAGCUCAGCGCGAGUUACCUCCGCUUAUGGUGUAUUGGGUUUUGUGCGUUUUCUUGAAGGCUACUAUCUGCUGCUCGUCACGAAACGCAAAUGUUGCGCACAUAUUGGCAUGCAUUUGAUUUACACCAUAAAAGAUACGGUUAUGGUGCGCGUUAAUGAACCAACAACAUUGCGUGCGCCACAUCCCCAUGAAGAACGUUACAAGAAAAUGUUUCAAAGUAUCGAUUUGCGUAGUAAUUUUUAUUUUUCCUAUUCAUAUGAUUUAACGCGUACGCUACAGUAUAAUGAGUCGGCACCGCGUUUUGUAGGACCAAAUGUAGACUUGGACAACGAUGAGCCAUUACCCGACUGGGAUAAACUCACUAACAAUGUUGUAGCACCGGAUGAGCGUGUGAACUAUGCAUUUCGUAGCAAUUCGCGUACGCGCUUUGUCUGGAAUGCGUUCCUGUUGCAGCCGAUGCGUGUGAUUGUGCUUAAGGAUUGGAUGUUGGAAGUGACACAUGGCUACAUUAGUCAGUCGUGUAUUAGCGUGUUUGGACGGCAUGUUAAUGUGUGUUUAAUUGCACGACGUAGUACACGCUUUGCGGGUACUAGAUUUCUUAAGCGUGGCGCCAAUUGUAUGGGUGAUGUGGCCAAUGAAGUGGAAACGGAACAAAUAGUCACAGACGGUCAACGCAUGUGCUCGUUUACACAGAUGCGCGGAUCAGUGCCUUCUCAUUGGUCACAAGAUGUUGUCAAAAUGGUACCGAAGCCACAAAUACAGUUGGAUAUUUGUGAUCCGUUUGCGCAAACACCGGCGCGUCAUUUCGAUCGGCUACUUUUUCACUAUGGCUCACCGCUAAUAAUGUUGAAUUUGGUAAAGAAACGCGAGAAGCGUAAACAUGAAUCGAUCAUCUCCAAAGAGUUGGUCUACAGCAUACGUUACUUGAAUCAGUUUUUGCCACCGCAACACCGUAUGAAGCACAUACAUUUCGAUAUGGCGCGCAAGAGUCGUGGUGGCGGCAAUGUCAUGGAAAUGUUAGCCGACAUAGCGGAGAGCGUAGUCCAACAGACCGGCAUGUUUUUUAAGGCGCGCGGUAGUGAGUGUACUUUCCAAACAGGCUUAGUGCGUACGAAUUGCGUCGAUUGCUUAGAUCGCACCAACACUGCACAAUUCGCUAUUGGCAAGUGUAGUUUGGGUCAUCAGUUGGAGCGUUUGGGUUUUGUUAAGUCCGCCAAACUCGAGUUCGACUCAGAUUGUGUGACCAUGUUGGAGAAUCUGUAUGAGGAGCACGGCGAUACGCUGGCCUUACAAUAUGGUGGCUCGCAGCUUGUACAUCGUAUUAAAACUUACCGUAAAACGGCGGCGUGGGCUUCACAAGGCAACGAUAUAAUGCAAACAUUGAGUCGCUACUACAGUAAUACAUUCAGCGAUACGGAGAAACAGCAUAGCAUUAACCUUUUCUUGGGCUAUUACAUACCCAGCAGAAGUCACACAAAACAGAACCAACCAAUAUGGGAGCUGCAAACAGACUACUAUAUGCACAACGUCUACAAACCACUCACACCAGAAAAUGAAACCCGUCUAAUUACCGAUUGGGUGCGUCACAAAGUGCGCUCCUGUCUACCCCACUCCACUUCAGACUCGAAUAAAAUUGUCAAAGAACUAUUUCGCGUGCAUUCCAAAGGUCUCGAAAUGAUCGAUGCCUACUCGAAUUAUCAUCAGUCGUUUAAAUGGACUGAUCUCAGCGAACACAUAGCUUUCGAGAUUAGCCAACUGGCACUACGUUAUAUGCCCACAUUCCGCACCAAUUACUCGCCAUUCCAGCGACAAAUACAAGAUCGCAAAGCACGCAAAAAUCCCAACCUUACUGGUCAAAGUUCCACCAGCUCAACGAAUAGCAAUUCAUCGAGUUCCAGUUCCGAAGCGGAUGAUAGCUCCACUGAUGAGGAUAUAAGCGCCGGCUAUGCUGUUAAGGAUGCCAAUCAAACUGUGUUGAUAGAACAAGAACCAUUCACAUUGGAAUCGGUGUUGCCGCCUAUGGAUGAGGUAUACGGUUGCAAGAUUACCAAUCCAUCUAAAGCAAAUAUGGAUAUUUACCGGAAGUACGUGCAGUUCGGUAAAUUGGCUACUGGCAAUAAUAAUGCUUUCGCGCUUUCAACUGCGGCAGCACCACGUGAACGUGAUAAUGAAAUGGCUAACCUAAAGCGUAGCAUAUUAAAACCAUUAAGUGAUUAUGGCAGUGAUUCGUACUUGCAAGUUACACCGCCAACCGUGAGCGAAGAGAGUCAAAAGAUUUAUGCAGAAUAUUGCAAAGUGCCGCGUAACUUCAAUGCAGUGCCGAAAUUCGAAGAAACCGAUGUACUAUUCCGUUAUGUGCAGAUGCUCUGAAGUCACAGUUGAAUGUGUAGACGAGUUGAAUAAAGUAUUAAUAUUAGUCACUAACUUCGAAAUAUCUAUUAUCGAUGCUGUGGAGGGAGAGUCGGGGACCGAGGUGUUGCCAUUAAUACCUUCACCGACUCGUACCCGGAGUUAAACCAACAUAUCGCAGACGAAGAGAUCCCGUUUCUCGGAGAAUAUAGAGUGAUCCUAGUGCAACUUCGUUUUGGACUUUGUAUACCAAAAUAUGCCCUGCGUACAACGAGUCACAGCAUGGCACUAACGACCUCUUUGCAUGCUCAAUGAAUCCAAAGAUCUAACAGCGCGUUACCUAUGGUCUGUUCUCAUCGAAAUAGCGCGUUUCCUGGGCCUAUUGUUAGAUAGCAGGCGGGGAUUUCUACAACAACAACGCUCUGAGAACUCUGGUCCGCGUCGAAUUGGCCGCGAUCUUCGUCUUUCUCCCCUCUCUAUCUAGUUAUAUUAAGCUUAUAAUUUUAUGCAAAUUUGUAAUAUUUUUAUUUUAAUAAAAUCGUUUGCUAAUAUAUAAUAUUA